CAACUAGGAAUUCAACAUUGACUUUCCAAAAGAGAAAGAAGAAGAAAACACAAACAAAAGCAUUGCCUUUUAGAAAAAUGAGAUCCUCUAAAUCUAGAUCCCAUCAUCGAUCCCUCCCAAUUCCACAUUCUCACUCCAUGUAGCUUCUCUUCUCCUCAACCGCGAUCCAAUGAUUCCAUUGCAUCGCUUCAAUUCCAAUCACAAAUCACCACAAUGAACAACGAUUACACUCUCGGAUCCCAAUCCUACAAAUCCUUCCCUGCAUACCCAGACACCGAUUUCGACAUCGAAUCCGGAAACACCACCCCAACCAAACGAAUCAGAAAACCCAAACCUUCACCAAUUCGUCCCCUUUACAAAAUGAUCCAAAAGUUUCACCAUUUUUUCAAACUCCACCCUCUCGUUGCUCUUUUACUUCUAGCUUUCUCUUUUGGGGUUUCACUCUUGGUUUUUCUCUCUUACAACACGACCCAGUUGAAGGAUUAUGAGAGAAUUGAACCGGGUUUGGAUGAGUACCCGUUUUCGAAGCUUAGGAAUUUGGUAAUGGUGGCUGGGCAUUCGGUUUAUAUGAGUAGUGGGUGUGGGAAGAUUGAGAAGGAGGAUUCUUGGUUUUUGGAGUCGUAUCAGAAGAAUCCGGGUCAAGCAGCGACUUUUGUGAAGCAUAUUGAGGAGGGGAUUGAGAUUGUGGAUAAGGAUGAGGCUGCUUUGCUUUUGUUUAGUGGUGGAGAGACGAGGAAAGAUGCUGGACCAAGGAGUGAGGCUCAGAGUUAUUGGGCUGUGGCUGAUUUCAAAGGAUGGUUUGGUAAGGAAGAAAGUGUGAAAUGGAGAUCACUUACAGAGGAACAUGCUCGAGACAGUUUCGAAAAUCUUCUAUUUAGUGUCUGUCGAUUCAGAGAGCUUACUGGCACCUAUCCUCAAAAUAUUACUGUUGUAAGUUAUGAUUUCAAGGAAAACAGAUUUGCAAAUCUACAUCGAUCCGCGAUCGGCUUUCCAGAGUCAAGAUUCUUCUAUGCUGGCACACCUGCUACAACAAAUGCAGUAGCAGCUGCUCUAAAAGGUGAGGAAUUGGUGAGAACACAAUUCUUAAGAGAUCCAUACGGAUGUCGGGGUUCACUCUAUCACAAAAAACUAAAGCGCGACCCUUUUCAUCGAUCAAUUCCAUAUCCUAAUGGAUGUCCAGAAAUGGAAGCUUUGUUCAGAUAUUGUGGACCAGCUCCAUACCCCGGCGCACUCCCGUGGGCAUAGUAACGGUAGUUCCGUAAAUUAUACAAGUGUAAACUAACAACUUAGAGAUAUUAGACACAUGAUAUUUAUUGAUACAUGAUAUUAAGACUAAAUUUUGGUUAGAUGAUGAUAAAUUGUGUAGAUGAAUCAUGAAACUUGUUGCAUCUUUCAUAGAAGAAGUUUGACGAGGUUUUUUGUAAGGUGGAUUUAUUAGAUAUCUUGGUGUUCUAAACAUGACACAGUUCAAUAUGAAAUAUGGUUAAUGAGUUCAUUUUGAAUUUCUUUAUGCUAUGUUACAAAUAUGGGAUCAUG
This is a messenger RNA of Vicia villosa (hairy vetch), 1536 nucleotides long. RefSeq lists its product as uncharacterized. Lineage: Eukaryota; Viridiplantae; Streptophyta; Magnoliopsida; Fabales; Fabaceae. Gene Ontology annotation, cellular component: cytoplasm. The transcript has 3 exons. The coding region runs from base 214 to 1245 and encodes 343 amino acids. The record is from RefSeq and is a predicted model, not a curated record.